Messenger RNA from Linepithema humile (Argentine ant), 2129 nucleotides. RefSeq names its product coilin (gene coil). The record is from RefSeq and is a predicted model, not a curated record. Gene Ontology annotation, cellular component: Cajal body. Lineage: Eukaryota; Metazoa; Arthropoda; Insecta; Hymenoptera; Formicidae. Gene Ontology annotation, molecular function: U1 snRNA binding; U2 snRNA binding. Gene Ontology annotation, biological process: spliceosomal snRNP assembly.
UCUGUGCAUUCCGACACGAGUAGCAACGAAUCGCCGGUUGAGGGGCCAAGAACAAGCGACGAUCGUGUAACUGUUACGUCGAUCACACGUUUCAAUCUACAUUUUGUAAAAUUGUGACAGGAAUCAUGAUGAAGCAUCCACAUUUUCGAUUAAAAGUCGAUUUGUCCAAGUUUUUUCACGAUGCACGUCAAUGCUGUUGGGUUUUUGUCGAUGGAAUAAAAAUCCAGCAGGUUAUGCAUCUCAAACAACACAUCAGUGAACUGUUUAAUAUCGCAGAACCUUUCCAUUUAUUAUUAAAUGAUACCGAAUAUUUGCCACCAGCAGAAGAUGUGCGUUUAUUAGAGAAUAACGAAAUGGUUUUGGUAGUUCCUGGAUCAGGCAUAACUAAUGGGAUUGUUCAUAAAGAGGAAUUAUCUAACGAUUCUUUAAAUAAAGAGACCCAAAUAUGUGAUAUCAAAACAAAAAAAGAUGUAUUCAAUAAGCUGGAUGUAGCUAACAAUAUGUUGGAUAAUACGCAACGAACCUCAAUAAAUAAUACUAGAGAUAUAACAUUCUACAGCGUAAUCGAUGAAGACCAUGCAAUGCUUGAUGAUACAGACCAAGAUACAGAUUCUAAAGUUACAGAUAACAAUUUAACAGAAGAUUGGAAUAGGACAGAAUCUGUUGUAUCUAUUGCAAAAAGAAAACGAGUACGGAAACGAAAGUCAAAAAAUCGAUCUUCAUUCGUAUCACCUUCAGAUACAAAAGAGGAAGAUAAAUUAAAGAAACCAAAAAUCAUAGAUUCCUAUAUUAUUCCUACUGCAAAACAUAUACGAUUUGAUAAUAUCGAAAGCAAAGAGAAUAAUAUUGCGAAACAUAUAGUGCAAGAAACGUCUACGAAUGAAUCUUACGUAAGCAGAACAUCGUCUACAAAAGACCUUUCCAUGCUUUUAUCACUAGGACAAAGCUCCACACCGAUAACAUUUGUGAACAAGAAGAUCAAACAUGACAUUAAAAUGGACACUGAAUUAAAUAAUGGGUCAAAAAAAAAUUUAAAUAAGAUUAUAGAGGAAGAUAUCAGUUUGGAAAAUAAAUUGUGCAAUGAAGAAACUAACAAAAAUUCACAAAGUUUCAAAUACUUUACUCAAAAUAUAGAAGAAGUUCCAAUUAUAACUAGGAAACCACAAGUUAAAGAUAUAAUUGCCUUUAAAACUUUGAAGAUUGCUGCGGAUUAUACACCUCAAAUAUCGAAUUUUAUUGUAACUGAAGUGCUAGAACUAUGUGAAAAGACUGCAACUUAUACUCUUAAAAUACUUUAUGGUAGAGAGGAAGUUCAAGUGCCAUUUGGAAAGUUUACUCUUUCUGAUGAUGAAUCUACAGAUCAACCUGAUAAUAAUAUGUUUCUUCUUAAUUAUGCACAAAUGAAGGAACUUCGUCUAAUUAAAAAACUUUCCUAAUAAUCUUUUACUUGAAAUACUUGUUUCUAUUCUUUAAUUUUACUUGAAAUACUUGUUUCUGUUCUUUAAUUUUAUCUCAUUCUAUUUCGAACGCAACUUGUACUACACGUUUAACAUAUUAAUUUUUAAUUUACUUUUCCUGUGUUUUACACUUAACUUGAUUAUCAACUUUUUGUGUUUUCUCAUACAUUUAUUUUUAGUACUUAUGUUAAUACACAAUUAAUAUUUAAUUUCCUAUUCGAUAUUGAGUUUGUGAUACGAAAAUGUUCUGUUAAACUGUGUAUACGUUACUUUAUAAAUAGAAUAAGUAACUAGUGUUUAUAUUAAAUAAAAUACUAGUCAAUUUUACAUUUAUGAUAUCUUUCAUGCCUAUCUCAGGGAAAAAAAUCAAGAUAAUAGGUGUCUCAUUUUUGUAAGUUACAUCUAUUAUUAAAAAAUUUGAUAAUUUUUAUAUAUAUGGUGUAAACUUUGGAUUAUGGUUUAGCAAUACAUGUGAUUGUUAGGCAAGAAUAUUAAUUUUCUUUUAAGUUAUAAGACCACAUUAAAUUUUUUUAACGGUAAAGUUCUAAAUAUGGUAUUUUUGAUCAGAUGUUUACAAGAUAUAAAUCAGAGCAGAUAAAAACUUUGUGUCACAACAUAUCAACGCACAGAUACUUGUAGCAGAUUGUUAUAAUAAAUAAUAAGCAAUUGAAA